GUUGUUUGUUGUGGGAUAUGUCCAACUCGUUUCCAAGGUUUCCUUAUCCACUAUCUUUUGAAGAAGGUUGGAGCUUCAUAUGGAACAAGGGCUUCUUACCACUUCAACACUGUCUCGAGUCGGGAAUGGACUCGAGAAAAAAAUAUGGCGCCGAACAAUGGAUGGCAAUUUAUAAUACUGUGUAUACAUUAUGUACUCAAAAGCCGCCUCAUAUUUAUGCCGACCAACUCUAUGCCAGUAUCAAGGAAACAGAGGUACAGUAUCUGAAGGAGAGAGUCUUACCUAGUGUGAAAAGUUUACACAACGAGUUUAAACUGAAAGAGUUGGUACACCGUUGGGAAAAUCAUAAAGUGAUGGCAAGCUUUUUGCUUCUAUUUCCUUUUUUCGUUGCAGUCAACUUAAAGUGUUUUGUAGAUGCGAUGGAUUCGAAAGAUUUUCGGUUAUUUGGACAGAUUUUAUGUUAUGAAUGCUUUCGAGAUAAUGUUUUUCAAGCUGUCAAGGCCGAAGCAAGAUCUAUCAUACUCAGCCUUCUUGAAAAGGAAAGAAUGAGUGAAACUGUGGACCAGCUUUUGAUACAAUCUGUUGUCCGUAUCUUUAUUGAGUUGGGAAAUGGAUCCUUGAAACUGUAUACUGAAGAAUUGGAAACACCCUAUUUGAAAGCAGUUGCUGAAUAUUGUAAAGGCGUGUCAAACCGUUGGGCAGAAGAAGACUCUUUUCCUGUGUAUAUGAUACGAGUAGAAGAAGCUUUAGAAGAUGAAGUUCGUAGAUGCAAAACUUAUUUCACCGAACAAACAGAAGAAAGAUCUUUGUUAAUUUGUGAAGCUGAAUUGCUCGACGCACACCAACACAAAUUGUUGAUGAAAGAACAGUCUGGAUUUAUACCAUUACUUUUGCAAGGAAGAAAAUCUGACUUGGCAAGAUGGUAUAGGUUGUUCUCUAGACCUGGUGUUUCACAGGGUAUUGAACCUGCAGCGGAAAUGUUACGAACCCAGAUUUUGCAAGAAGGAAACGAUGUUGUAAAAGCAUUUCGUGCAAGAUUAGAGCAGAAUGAUAAAAAUGGAGGAGAAAAAACUCUUCAUGGACAGGAAUUGAUUGAAACUUUGAUGGAAAUUCAUGAACGAUAUCUGGAAGUCAUUAUUACUUGUCUUGGAAGCCAUACACGAUUUUAUAGAGCGAUCAAGGAAGCUUUUGAAAGCUUUUUGAAUCAACCUCUUGGGAGUGUAACUUGUGCUGAAUUGUUAUCGACGUAUUGCGACACACUAUUGAAAGCCAGUGGAGAGAUACGACAUCUUUCAGAAGAUGCCAUUGAGGAUAAACUGGAGAAAGUAGUAAAGCUAUUUAGCUAUCUUUCAGAGAAGGAUUUAUUUGGGGAGUUUUAUCGAAAGCAACUUUCAAAGCGAUUGCUUUUUCAACGUUCAUUGAGCGAAGACUUGGAACGCUCCUUUAUUACCAAGCUGAAGAUGACCUGUGGCUCUCAAUAUACGUCAAAAUUGGAAGGAAUGGUGACAGAUAUGCAUUUGAGUCGAGAAGUUCAGGAAGGUUUCCAUGUUUGGCUUCAGUCCAAUGCUAUUCAACAAGUCUUAGGCAACAUAGACUUUAAUGUGACUGUUUUAACUACUGGACAUUGGCCAACUUACAAAUCUGAUGAUAUUUGUCUGCCAGAAGAACUUGGUAGGUGUCUAUCCGUAUUUCAAGAAUAUUACGAUAGCCGCACUUCACAAAGAAAGCUUCGUUGGGUUCACUCUUUGGGCGUUGGUACAUUGCAUUGUCAUGGCUUUCCUUUUGCUAAAGGAAAAAGUUUUGAGUUGCAAGUUAGUACCCAUCAAAUGUGCAUUUUACUGUUGUUUAACGAUACAGAGCGACUUUCAUUUGAAAGCAUUCAUGAGUCUUUGAAUGUUGGAAAUAGUGAACAAGAUUUGGAAGGUCUAAGAAAGUACUUGAAUAGUUUGUGUAGUUCUAAAUAUCCUAUUCUUCGCAAGGAUACAACAGGAAACGAUCAAGAAAAUGCGAAGAAUGAUGUAAGUACAAAAAGGGUGAGGUCUUCUCGUUGUUUGCUGAAGAAUAUACAGGAAAUGUAUGAAAUCAACUGGAAUUUUGCACCUCUAUCGCGGAGGAUCAAGAUUCCGUUAUUAAUGGCAAGAAUCAAUCAAGAAGAAAAGGAAGCUACACGAACCGCAGUGGAUGAGGAUCGUCGUCAUGCUAUAGAGGCUGCUAUUGUUCGUAUAAUGAAAAGUAGAAGAACUAUUGAUCAUCAAAGACUGAUAGUAGAAGUUAGUCAACAAUUGAUGCAAUUGUUUAACCCGGAUCCAAAGGUGAUCAAGGCAAGAAUAGAAGAUCUUAUCACUCGAGAAUAUAUUGAAAGAGAUGAACAAAAUUCUUCACUGUAUAAAUACGUCGCAUAGGAAUAAUUCUUUUAUUGCGAACUUUUGUUUUUUGGUUAUUGAACAUAAAGAAGUAACUUUGACU
Molecule: messenger RNA, 2466 nt
Organism: Galdieria sulphuraria
Lineage: Eukaryota; Rhodophyta; Bangiophyceae; Galdieriales; Galdieriaceae
Product: ubiquitin-protein ligase (Cullin) isoform 2
Exons: 5
Coding region: 18-2402 (794 amino acids)
Biological process (GO): protein ubiquitination; ubiquitin-dependent protein catabolic process
Cellular component (GO): cullin-RING ubiquitin ligase complex
Molecular function (GO): ubiquitin protein ligase binding
Source: RefSeq, a predicted model, not a curated record